Salvia splendens (bonfire salvia) is the source of this 591-nucleotide messenger RNA. RefSeq lists its product as uncharacterized. NCBI's taxonomy places the organism in Eukaryota, Viridiplantae, Streptophyta, Magnoliopsida, Lamiales, Lamiaceae. The record is from RefSeq and is a predicted model, not a curated record. The transcript has a single exon. The coding region runs from base 1 to 591 and encodes 196 amino acids.
AUGAAUGUCCAACCUGGAGCAACGUCACAGUGGUCACCGAGAAAUCAACAGCAGAGGACGAGACUCCCAACACAGGCUCAGGCUUAUGCAACAAGGCAGAAGCAGCGAAAGGUGGACCAGGGAAAUCUGGCAGGUAUGGGUAAGCUCUUCAACACACCCGUUAUGCUUCUGUUUAAUACUGGUGCUUCGCAUUCUAUUAUAUCUGCUCAUUGCAUGACUACUCUGAAACUCGCUAUGAAAGAAUCUCAACAUAGGAUAGAAGUAGUUUCCCCUGUAGGAGGACGGAUAGAAAUAUCUCGUACUUGCUCGAACUUAGAAAUCACUCUGGGCGAUUUUAAGGUUGUAGCAAACAAUCUCAGUGUUAUGAUCAUGUGGGAUGUAGACAUAAUCCUAGGGAUGGACUGGCUGGCUGAAAACCAUGCCACCAUCUUAUGCAAGGAAAGGCAAAUUUCCUUUAAAACCCCCGAAGGUGAAGCUACUCGCUUUCACGGAAUCUCCAUGGGAACCCGAAAGUCUAUGAUCUCAAUGCUGCAAGCCAGCAAGUUGAUAGAGAAGGGAUGCCCGGCAUACCAUGUGUACUUGAACAAAUAA